UUCAGGCGCAGCGGUCGAAUUAUUUGAGGAACAAGGCAACUCUGUUGUUCACUUCCAAUCCGGAGGAGAAAAUUCUGUCUCAUUUCCACUUCGUUCGCCUGUUCGUCCGAAAAUGGUGAACGUACCAAAGAGUCGUCGCACCUACUGCAAAAAAUGCAAGACCCACAAGGUCCACAAAGUGACGCAGUACAAGAAAUCCAAGGAGCGUAGUGCUGCCCAGGGUCGUCGUCGUUACGACAGAAAACAAAAGGGUUAUGGUGGUCAAACCAAACCUAUUUUCAGGAAGAAGGCCAAGACCACUAAAAAGAUUGUCCUGAGGAUGGAGUGCUCAGAAUGCAAAGUCCGCAAGCAGAUCCCCCUCAAGCGCUGCAAGCACUUUGAACUUGGAGGUGACAAGAAGAGGAAGGGACAGAUGAUUCAGUUCUAGACUGUUUGUCAUCACCUUGUGCUGGCCAAUACAACAUCUUUGGCGCCUA
This is a messenger RNA of Daphnia pulicaria, 476 nucleotides long. RefSeq names its product 60S ribosomal protein L44 (gene RpL36A). Gene Ontology annotation, molecular function: structural constituent of ribosome. NCBI's taxonomy places the organism in Eukaryota, Metazoa, Arthropoda, Branchiopoda, Diplostraca, Daphniidae. Gene Ontology annotation, cellular component: ribosome; cytosolic large ribosomal subunit. The transcript has 3 exons. Bases 113 to 427 code for a protein of 104 amino acids. The record is from RefSeq and is a predicted model, not a curated record. Gene Ontology annotation, biological process: translation.